Molecule: messenger RNA, 3957 nt
Organism: Spodoptera litura
Lineage: Eukaryota; Metazoa; Arthropoda; Insecta; Lepidoptera; Noctuidae
Gene: CycG
Product: cyclin G
Source: RefSeq, a predicted model, not a curated record
CAACGCCAGAGAACAAACGAAACAAAAACAAGUUGAACGCAAGUCAGUUAUUUUUGUACCUUGUUCGAAUAAGCGUCUGUUAAUUUCAUCACUUUGUAUCUUAUUAUACAAUUUUGAUAUCAUUUUCGUAAUUAAAGUUAUAGUUUAAUCUCAAUUUACGCCGUGAGAAUAAAAAAGUUAAUAUAUAAAAAGCAAGUCUUUGUUUAAACAGUGUUAAAAAGCGACGUUGCCGUUCUUCUUCCCUACUUUUCUUAUAAGAGAAAUCUUUUAUUAGAAGGUUUCUAGUUAGAAAUUUAGCAUCUUUAGUUAAUUCUGUGAUAAUUUCGUGUGUGAAUUUCACAAAGUAAUGCUACAGUGUUUUGAAAUGUGUGUCUCUGAACGUUAUACAUUAUCUGACGCAAUCCCUAUCUGGCAACAGCGCGAGGAAUCGGACUGAAUAAUUUACUAAUGUAUUAACAAAAGUCCAUUGGAUAUUACCAGUCAUCACACAAACUUUAACUUUUAUGAGGUUCGAAAACUAGAUGUAGCUGACGGUCCGAUUUUUAAAGCUGUCAAUGGCUGUAAGUGUGACGGCCCUGCAUCAGUCAUCUGUCAGGCAUUCUUGAUUUAGUUCGUGAAGAGUGAGAAACGAAAAAAUCAUCACUUAUAGGGUGGUUUUCAUACAAAAACUCACCACGGAAGCAUCCGGGUACUAGGGCCCUCGCGCCCGGUCGCUAUACCGUCGGGGAACGAGAGCUGUGGGCGGAUCGGUGCGGGCAUAUACAACGACAAGAAGCCGCUGAUUGCUCCUGCACUCGCUUAGGUGCCGAUUCACCCUCAACUCGCGCCAAUAAUCCCGAUAAUGUUGAGAUCGGGCGCGGGGCACCCGGAUGCUGGCCAUUCCGCAGCAUCUACGUCGCGGCAGCGCUCUCCUGAGGAGGAGGCGCAGCAUAUGUACGCGACGCUAAACGAGUAUCUACUGCUCGAACAAAAGUCUCAACCCAAACUUUGCUUGCCGGCUGAAUCUGAGAAUGGCGAAGUGACAACGGGUGCGCGAGACGGUGCGGCCCACGUGCUGAGGUGUCUCAAAAUAUGGUACGAUCUGCCUGCAGACGUGCUCAUCAGUGCCAUCAACUUGUUUGACAGGUUCUUGACAAAGAUGAAGGUACGUCCGUGCCACGUGCCGUGCAUCACGGUCUCGUGCAUGAACAUCGCGCUCGAACAGUACGCCGCCGACACUGACACCAAACGCAGCAUCUCUGUCGAGGAACUAGUAUCAAUAUCGCAAUCAGCUUGCACGGCAGGCGACGUGCUUCGUAUGUCGCGCGUCAUCGUGGACAAGUUGAGCUUGGUGGCAGGCUGUCGGGUGGUGACGGCGCUGGACUGGUUGAGGUUACUGCGAUCUAUGUUGCUGCUGCAGGCUGACCACUGCGGGGUCAGCUUGCCUGCUGGGUGCCAGGAGGAGGAGUUAGUUCAGAUGCUGGAGAUCGUGUCUUGCGACGCGGCCUGCGUCAACACUCGUACCAGUGAACUAGCGCUAGUGUUGCUGUACUACAAACUAGAGCAACAGUUGGCGGAGUGGUCGUCGAACGAAGAGAACUUGAUCCCGGAGGAGCACGCGUACUAUCUCUUCGACUUCGCCAGACAAGUACAGCUGCAUUGUCAAAUGAACGAGGCCUCCCUGUGCGCGGCGCGCGCCCGCGUCCGCCACGUGGUGUCGCGGUACGAGCGCUGCGAGGCGCGCCGCGACCGCCAGCGACUCGUGUGGAGACUGUCCGAGAGGACGCUCAAGGUACUUCGUCCGACGGAUCGUUUGACGUCCCUCCUGCCGACCAUAGAAGAGCAACACUUCGCAGUCGACGCCACGCCCACCAGGACCAGAUCGGGCAGUGUCAGCAGCGAAAACGAAGAAGAGACCUCAGAUUGGCCUCGCAGUCCGGUACUACCAGUGUACUGCGACAACUAAACCAUCCACGCGACCCGGCACCCACGGUACUUAUAGUACCACUCGGCCAACAGACAGCCCGGUAUUUAACACUACUUAACACUAUAUAGUGACACUCGAGAUAAAGAAGUACCCAGUGACCUAGGAGUGUUGUGUGGUACUUUUAGUGUCGCACGUCUCCUCAACAGUGACAGUUUUAGUCGAAGAUUACUAUAAGAAGUUGUAUAAUUUCUGAUGGAAUGCAAAAAGAAGAAUUGAGUUAGUAUCCAGUGGCUUAUGGAGUGUUGUGUGGUACUUUCUAGUGUCAUAUGGCUCCUCAACAGUCUAAUAGAGGCAUAUGACUCAACAAUCGAAGAAUUUUAUGAAGAACUUAACACUAUUACUGCUGGAAUGUGUGGCAAUUUUUUGUGGCAUACAACUCUACAUAGUUUGAAUACAUCGAAUUUUAACAGGUGUUCAUUAAGCAAUUGUACUUUAAGUGUCAUAAUAAUUGUCAGUGCUAACUGAAACUUAGUACUAGGACUUUAACGGUACUACUUAGCGUCACGAAAACAACGCUUAUUCUCGAGUGGGUACUAGAAUAAGAUCAAAAAUUUGUAAUAAAGAGAUGAUGACAGGGUAUUAGGAAACAUCUAUUUAGUCCGUCAGCUGGAUAAUGAAAAAUAAUAUUAGACACGUGUUCGAAAAGCUACUUAAAUGAAACCAGUAUAUUUAUUAACAAUAAUUAUGAAAGUUGACAAUACGUGUCUAAUUUAUCUUUUAUUAAAUCUACUAUUCGGACAUAGAACAGUUGUCAUCUAUUUAGUAGUCAAGUGGUACUUUUGUUGCCAUUUAUAGUUCGAGCGGUACUUUUUAGUGCUAAAUUAAACCAUGAUGUACCUGGCAGCUCUAAUUUUUAAUUAAAUAAAAAAAAAUAGGAUCUUUUAGAAUUAAAAAGAAAUCAAUUUUAAAACGAUUCCGAGCAUUUUUUCUAUGUUAUAUUUAUUUGUUUUUGUUUUCUAAUACAUGAAUACUUCUAACCGAGUUUGGUUGAAAAAAAAAUGUAUUUAAUUUAUUAUUUGUUUUGACAUUAUUAUUCUAUAAUAAUAUUAUGUAAUAAUAAAUCACUUAACUCGAAUUCUGAAAGGUCUUAUAUAGGUAGUUUUUAUGCAAGAUCAACUCUGUGAGAAUGGGGCUUACUCUUGAAUCCAAUUCCGAUCGAAUGAAAUUUCGUAUUUUUGAGCUGCAACACUAGGGCCCAUUGCAUUCGUAUUGCGUGGAUAUUGAAUGAACUAAACAGUAUUGAGUUUGGUUUUAUAUUCCGCACUCUGAGUGCUAUUUGAACAGCUACGAUAGGAGUUGUAUAGUUUUGACAUUGAAUGAUUAUUGAGAUUUUAUUGGUUUCAAGAGUAAGGCUACUAGUUGGGGUGUAAAAUUAUAUAGUUUGCAUUUAUUAUUAGCUACCCGCGCGGUUUCAUCCGCUGCUCGACUGCCGUGAUGUUUCUUAGCCUACAGUCGUCCUCUAUAAAUGGACUAUCCGACACAUAAAGCAUUAUUCAACUCGAAAUGGUAGUUCUGGAGAUUAUCUCGUUCAUAAGAUAUCGAUUUCUAGUUACUUCACACGCUGCUCGAGAUUUUUUAUAUUACCGUAAUUAUACUAUUUUACAUUCUAACCUUCACAAAGUUGAUCAUAUAGUUUAGACAAUAGUUUAGACUAGAAAUGAACGGAAAAACAUAUCUUUUUAGGCCGGGUCAUGUGGUUUUUAAAUGGAGACAGGGAGUUAUGGUCUAAGAUAAUAACUGAUAAAGGUUCUGCGACAGUCGCUGUGUGCAGGUCGCUUCCGACCUCGCGAUGUGUAGUCGACGGGGGACUGGGGGAGGCAGAGGACAGAGAGCAUUUAAUUAUGUAAGACAUGUCUGUCUACCCUUCUCUGGGUUGUGUAAAAUCUUUAAAGUUGUUAUCUUAGUCUCAUUAGUACCUGUCUCCUGAAAUUUUUCCAUUUUUCUUACCUUAUUUAUUAAGUUUUCGAUAUUAUAAACGAAAAGAAAUCAGA